Messenger RNA from Orycteropus afer afer, 1014 nucleotides. Its product is annotated as T-cell surface glycoprotein CD1e, membrane-associated. Gene Ontology annotation, cellular component: external side of plasma membrane. Gene Ontology annotation, biological process: positive regulation of T cell mediated cytotoxicity; antigen processing and presentation, endogenous lipid antigen via MHC class Ib; antigen processing and presentation, exogenous lipid antigen via MHC class Ib. Lineage: Eukaryota; Metazoa; Chordata; Mammalia; Tubulidentata; Orycteropodidae. The record is from RefSeq and is a predicted model, not a curated record. Gene Ontology annotation, molecular function: lipopeptide binding; endogenous lipid antigen binding; exogenous lipid antigen binding.
AUGCUGCUCCUGCUGCCCUUGCUCUUUGAGGGACUCUUCUGCCCUGCAGAGAGCAUAGCAGGUCCCCAGGCCCCAGGAUCCUCUUAUCUAGUGGAAGAAGAGCCCCUCACUUUCUGCCUGCGCCAGAUCUCCUCCUUUGCAAACCACAGCUGGGCAUACACUCAGGGCUCAGGCUGGCUGGGCAAGCUGCAGACACAUGGCUGGGACAACGUCUUGGGUGCCAUCCGCUUUCUGCGGCCCUGGUCCCAUGGGAACUUCAGCAAGGAGGAGCUGAAGAACCUCCAGGCAUUAUUUCAGUUGUACUUGCAAGGUUUUAACCCGGCGGUGAAAACCUUUGCCAGCCAGUUUCAGUUUGAAUAUCCCUUUGAGAUGCAGUUAGCAGCUGGCUGUAGGUUGCGUGCUGGGAAGGCCCCAGAAAGAUUUUUAAAAGGAGCAUAUCAAGGAACAGAUUUCUUGAGUUUCCAAGAGGAUUCCUGGAAGCCAUCUCCAGGAGCAGGGAGCCAAGCCCAGAAUGUCUGCAGAAUGCUCAAUCGGUACAGAGAUGUUAAAGAAAUAGUGCAGGGUCUUCUCAUUGACACCUGCCCUCGAUUCCUGGCAGGCCUCCUUGCAGCAGGGAAGACAGAACUGGAACAUCAAGUGAAGCCAGAUGCUUGGGUGUCUAAAGGUCCCACUCCCAGGCCUGGCCAUCUGCUGCUGGUGUGCCAUGUCUCUGGUUUCCAUCCAAAGCCUGUGUGGGUAAUGUGGAUGCAGGGGCAGCAUGAGAAGCAAGGCACUCAGCGAGGUGAUGUUCUACCCAAUGCUGAUGGGACCUGGUAUCUCCAAGUAACUUUGGAAGCAAAGACUGGUGAAACAGCUGGCUUGUAUUGCCGAGUGAAGCACAGCAGUCUGAGAGGCCAUGAUAUUAUCAUCCACUGGGAUAGAUACUCCAUGCUCCUGACUUUGAUCCAUUUGACUGUUUUAGUCACACUGGUCGUGCUGAUUGUCUUUGGGUUUUGGUUGAAAAAGCAGAGGUGA